This is a messenger RNA of Pseudovirgaria hyperparasitica, 960 nucleotides long. Its product is annotated as acyl-CoA N-acyltransferase. Bases 121 to 771 code for a protein of 216 amino acids. The transcript has 3 exons. The record is from RefSeq and is a predicted model, not a curated record. Gene Ontology annotation, molecular function: acyltransferase activity, transferring groups other than amino-acyl groups. Lineage: Eukaryota; Fungi; Ascomycota; Dothideomycetes; Acrospermales; Acrospermaceae.
GUCGAGUGCCCUGGAGUUGCAUCGAUCGUAGCACCCGAUAUCACAUAGCUGCUCUCUUAGGCGACGUUAGCAACUGCCAACGGAGUCACCAUCACGAUCGAUAGCACUGCCAAAAGGAUCAUGAACAUUCGCACAGCGACGUUAGCUGAUGUUCCAGCCCUGGCAAACAUCGCCGUUACUGCGAUGCCCGACGAUCCGCAGUGGGACUACCGUUUUCCCUAUCGCCUGAAGUACCCCGAAGAGCAUCUAGCGGCCAUUCAAAACGUAUAUCGCUCUGCAGUGGAAGAUGAAGCCUCCGCGGGGACGGUCGUGAAGGUGCUCUGCAACGACAAGGACGAGCCCAUGGCACUUUCAGUGUGGGAUUUGCUCUACCUUGGAAAGGCAAGCGGGGGAAUGGCGAAUUUUGCACCAAAUCCGAAUCGUCCGGACGCAUCUCUCGUUCGCAUGACGGCCUUCUUGAAGGCCUUUCAAGCUGCUCACGACAAGUAUUUCGACUCUGUAUAUGGUAACAAGCAGAUCAGACUACGGGUACUGUGCGUUCACCCUGACUUCCGGCGCAGAGGCGCAGGUGAGGCGCUCUGCAAUUGGGGAUUCGAUCUCGCGAAGCAGGAAGGUGUUCCCGUAACGAUUGUCGCAAGUCCGAUGGGGAAAAGACUGUACGCCCGACUGGGCUGUGAAGUCCUGGGUGAGUAUGAAAUCAGGGCAGAUGGCGAAGACGAGUCUUGCACUGAAAUAUGCAUGAUCUUGAGAAAAGAGUUGAGGGCGAAGUAAGAAACGAGCUGAACGAGCCCAACACGUUGACCCAAUGUUUCACUCGAUCGCGUGUACCUUUCCAGUAAAUGCAAUUAACAGCCUGAACAAACCCUUACUCAGAAGUUCAAUGCCCAAGAGAGUUUGAGGUAUCACUACAGAGAAGAGAAUUCCCUAGUGACCUCAAUCAUCUCAUGUGGCUGUAAAUGG